AUGAAUUUGAUGGAUAUAUUAUCGGCUGAUCCCCCAUCAUCAAUAUAUGGUAGUAUGGAAGAUUUGGGACAAAACGGUGGCAGUGGCCAAGGUCUUAACACACUAGCCGACACAGUUAUACAAGACCAGUUUCAUAAUAGUCUGCAAGAAGCUGAAGAUCAAACAGUAGCAGCAGCAGCAGCUGCUGCUGUAGCAGUGGGAGGAGAUGAUCAACAAUUAAAUUUUCUGCAACAACAACUACAGCAACAUCAAGCCCAUAACCCGACAAGACACAACUCCUCGGGUGUUUACCAUAUUCCCACUCAACUUAGCAAGCUACAGAUUGCAUUAACAAAAAUCCUCUUGCAUUUGAUUAGCGAGCCACUAAUCAAUCAAUCUAUAUCGAAGGAAAAGAAAAAAAACACCAUUGAUAGCUUGCUUGAAGUAUCAACCAUGCAAUCUACACUUUCUUUAUCACCCGAUAAUGGGCACCAAAAUGCUAAUGACGGUGGCAGUAGAGACCUUUAUAAACUUUUUGCAUUUUGCUUUGAGAAACUCUGCGUGAUAAACAACCAUCCUUCAUUGUUGGUUGACCAUUUCAUGCCAAGGAAGUUGUUACUCUCGGAACCCAAUGAGCUGCAAAUCAGCAUGUCUGGUAAACUCGAGCUCUUCAACAAGAUCGUGGACGGUAUUAUCGAUGCACACAGACACAGAAGUAGAAACGAUAGGGACCAGGAGAAAGAAGAAGAGAAAAAGAAAGAGAAAGAACAAAGAAAAAAUAAAGAAAAAACGCAAGGUAAGCAAAAACAAUUGGUUUCCAUAUUGGUAGUGGCAAAGAGUAAUAAAGAAUUGGAGUUGAUUGAAGGAAUGAUCAUUGGCAAGGAUUUGCAGUAUCAUAAUUCGAGUAACAUGAGAUUGUAUGAUGAUAAGCGAAAAAGACCUUUUUUGCGGAAAAAAGAUGACAAAGAAAGAGGCAGAGCAGGUGGUGCCGACGAACACGAAAACAACGACGACAGCGACAACGAUGGUGAUGAUAAUGAUAAUGAUGAUAAUGAUCAACACCAUGAUAAAGGUGUCCAUGCGUCACUUUUUAUUAACUUGAUUCAAACUCGCCAGCUUUACAAUAACUAUAUGAAUCUGUCCACAUCUUCUAUCGGCAAUUACAAAUUUAUCUUUUCAUUUGAUUUCGAUAUCGACCCGUCAAAUCCAAGUAUUGAGAUGCUUCGACUGAGCCACAAUUGCCCUAUAUACGUUCCUGUCCCCAUCUUUUCGAUUGAGCAUCUCAAAUUGUGUAUUCCAGAGCCCCGGCACUCUAAUUUUGACGACGGAGGGGAUGAAUUACACAGGUGGCGGCUUAAGGUUUUGAACACUAUGGUGGUGAAUAUGUACAAUUUGGAAAGUGGCAAGUAUAGUUUUAGAGAAACAUUUUAUCGAGAUAUUUAUGGCAUCAAGAUGAGCAAGUAUGUUGCGGAAGUUGCUAGAAAUCCGAUUGAAUUUAGCAAUCGACUAGGUCAAUUUGACGAAGAAUUAACCCUUAAUUUUUCUUUGGAAAAGUUGAAGAGAAAAUUGGAGUCCAUGUAUAAUAUCAAGGUCAAUGGGGUGUAUUACGAUAAUGGUAGAGUAUUAACGGUGGAGAAUAUUAAAAGUCAACUUGUUGAAGCAAUACAAUUGGAGUAUCUUCGAAUUCGCGAUGAGUUGGAUAGGAUUGAGCAUAAGGAGGUUCCAUUGAAAAGACUGCUUGAAACAGCGAGACAAGUCCAUUUUGAUGAAGAUGAAGAUUCGAUACAAGCAAGUUACAAAAAAUUGCGCAAGUUAAAUGAGCAAGCUUCGAUAUUGGACAAGAGACUAGCUCGAUUUGAAAAUGAUAUCGAUAAGAAUCAAGAGAAAUUAUAUGAAUUGGAAUGUAAAGAGGAUGAAUUGAUACGCAAUACAAGUGGUGAAGAUAGCAAGGAGGGUUUUGAGCAGGUGCUUUUGAACCAGAGGGAGCUUCUUUCAAGACUUGAGAAAGAGCUUGGUGAUUUGCAAACUGAAAUGAAGAAAGUUAGUGAUGAUGCUGAUGAUGCUAGACAGGAUUAUCAACAAAACUCAUCGCAAGCUGUCUUGGAACUUAAGAAACUAGAAAAAAUCAAGGAGCAAAGAAACAAGCUUUAUAAGAAAAUAAAUGGACCAGGAAUGGCACAACUACCUGAUUUGAUUCGCCGGGAUACAUUGAUUAAUUAUGAACAAAGGUUGACUAGACUUGUGGCGCAAAACAAAUUUCUUAAUUCGUUUUAUGAUGGAAAAAUCGAUAGGAUAUAUGUUGAGAGACAGCAUAUUCUUGAGAAUAACGGUGGACCAAGUGGGUCUAGUAGUCGACCCAGCAAUAGAAUAAGUAGAGACUCCACUCCAUUUUAG
This is a messenger RNA of Lodderomyces elongisporus, 2373 nucleotides long. RefSeq lists its product as uncharacterized. The coding region runs from base 1 to 2373 and encodes 790 amino acids. The record is from RefSeq and is a predicted model, not a curated record. Gene Ontology annotation, cellular component: HDA1 complex. The transcript has a single exon. Lineage: Eukaryota; Fungi; Ascomycota; Pichiomycetes; Serinales; Debaryomycetaceae.